Molecule: messenger RNA, 672 nt
Organism: Brenthis ino (lesser marbled fritillary)
Lineage: Eukaryota; Metazoa; Arthropoda; Insecta; Lepidoptera; Nymphalidae
Source: the annotation of a GenBank genome assembly
AUGAGCCCUUGGAAACCUACCUCAAAGUUCUCAUCAAUUAUUAAUGAUCUCCAUACGAUUGAAGUCAAAAUUGAUGAUGAAGAUAAGAUUUGUUACAACCUGCUGUCAUUGCUGCCCAAGGAAUAUGAUCCUGUAGUUACAUCCAUCGAGACUAUGGCUACAGAGAAGAGACUGACAUUUGAUUUUGUAAAAGCCAGAUUGCUGGACGCCGAGACAAAAAUCAUCACAAACAAGGACAAGACCGAUCAAGAGAAUGCAUUCAUCACAUGUUUUACCUGUGGCAAGCCGGGACACAAAAUCUAUGAGUAUAAAGAUAAGACUAAUGAAAGAGAACCACAUCGGGCAGGGGCCGUGGGAGAUCUGCCGGCCGAGGUCGCAGAGCUGCACGAGGACACCCCACACGAGGUCGAAGACAAAUCCUUUCUUGGCUUCUCCUGGGCAAACUCGCUACAUCAUAGACCUUAUCUAUGCCUUCAAGCUAAGAUGAAGGUCAAGAGUGAGCCUAUAGCGCAAUACACCCUGAGCCCGCCGGCCGCCGACAAAGCCUGGCGACACAACCCGGCGGCCUGUAUGAAAAGAAUCAUGUCGGCAACAUGCGCCCGCGCGUGUUGCCCGCCGAAUUGUUGGCGGCUUGAGUACGCCUGCGCUCAAUUGUCACAAACACCCAGAUCA